UGCUGAAUUUGAUCCCCCACGGAUUGGCUCAAGGUAACCGUCCCCGUGUGACCAUUACAUCCAACUGGCCUGAAACAUUCUGGGCUGAGACGCUCACUCUCAGAUGUGAGAUUGAGGGAGGUGGAGACUCUGAAUGGACGUUUGGAUGGAGAAGAGACAGAACAUCCAGAACAUCCAAAUAUACAACAGACAAUGAAUACAUUAUUAGCCAAGCCGCUGAUUCUGACAACGGAGACUAUGAGUGCUCAGGCAGAAGGGGAUCCCCUCAUUCUACCUUCACGCCUUGGAGUGAACCCUUCAAAUUGACUGUAACACAAAUAACACCAAAGGCUGAACUGAGAGCUGACAGGACAUCAAUUCCAGCAGGGGGCGCUGUGACCCUGACCUGUGAUGUGAACCCUCCAUCAUCUGGCUGGACGUACAUCUUGUACAGAGGAGAUCACCCGGGCACACAAGAUGAUGGUAAAAACUUUAAUGGACGAAUCAGUGUCUCCAAGGGAGGAGUCUACAGGUGCAGAGGAGUUAGAGGAGAACCAGUUUACUACACAGAGUACAGUGAUUCAGUCACUAUCAACAUCAUUUUAUCAAACAGAGCUGUUGUGACUCUUCAGCCCCAUUGGACUGAGAUACACAGCGGAGAGAAGAUCACUUUGAGAUGUGAAAUCGAGGGUGGAGACGACUCUGAGUGGGAGUAUGAGUGGGAAACAACCAGCUCUGAUAGAACUGUAAGACAAAGUGAAUCCUUUGAAAUCACUGCUACUUCUUACAGUGAAGGAGAAUACAAGUGUAAGGGAAAACACAAAACUGAGCUACUUUCCUCAACACCAUGGAGCACUCCAAUCACAUUGACAGUAUCAGAACAAAAACCAAAGGCUGAGCUGAAGGCUGAUGACACAUAUAUUCCAGUAGGAGGUUAUGUGACCCUGACCUGUGAUGUGAGCUCUUCAUCUGGUUGGCAAUACUACUUUUGGUACAGAGCAGAUAAAUCCUCUAACCCAUCAUCCAUACAUGAAUUCUCCUCGGCUGGACAAAAGCGUGUCUCAAAGGAAGGACUCUACUGGUGUAGAGGAGAGAGAGGAAACCCAGUUUACUACACAGAGGACAGUAAUACAAUUCAGUUAAAAGAAAAUACGGUUGCAAACAAGGCUGUCGUGACUCUGCACCCCAAUUGGUCUGAAAUCUACUCUAAAGAGUCGAUUACUCUAAGAUGUGAGAUAAAGGAUGGAGACGACGCUGAGUGGGAGUACGAGUGGAAAACAAGCAACUCAUUCAAACCUCCAAAGGAAAAGGAAUACAGUAUUGGACCUGCUGAUACAUCACACAGUGGAAACUACAGUUGUAAGGGCAGAAAAAAAAGUGACCAGUCUCCAACAGGUUGGAGCGAUCCCAUCACAUUAACGGUUUUAUCCAGUUCACCCCAGCCUGUCCUCACCGUGUCUCCACUCUGGCUGAGUCCUGGAGACUCUGUGACUCUGAACUGUGAGGUUAAACACCCAUCAGCAGGAUGGAGGUUCUACUGGUAUGAAGCUAUUCCCAACACACACACUGGAACUGAAAAGUAUUCCUUCAUUGUUCAUGGACAGACACACACAGCAGGAUAUGUGUGCAGAGCUGGAAGAGGAGAAAUGAACACUCCUUAUAGUGAACCAAAGUUUGUCUGGUCUGGAGAUUUGCCUUCAUCAGCAUCUCUCACAGUGAGUCCUGAAAGAGUCCAACACUUCACCUCUGAUUCUGUCUCACUGGAGUGUAAGGGGAACUCUACUCAGUGGAGAGUGAAGUUUCAAGAGGACAGCUUCCUGGCAGAUUGCUCCCUGAGGGAUACAAUGACUGGAUCAACAUGCACAAUAGAUCGUCACAUCUCAAGAAAUAAUGUGUACUGGUGUGAGUCUGGAUCAGGGGAGUUCAGCAACGCUGUCAACAUCACUAAACAGAAUUCUGAAAUUAUCCUGGUGAGCCCUGUCCAUCCAGUGACUGAAGGAAGUUCAGUUAGUCUUAGCUGCAGAUUGAGAAGCUCAGAUAUUGUUUCCAAUGUGUUCUUCUAUCAGAAUAACAAACUCAUUCAAAACAAUACCAGAAAGGAGCUUAAUAUCUCUGCUGUGUCAAAGUCUGAUGAGGGCUUCUACAAGUGUCAGACCUCAGGGAGAGAGUCGUCUCAGAGUUGGAUGUCAGUAAAAGUGGUGUCCAGGCUUGGGAACCCUUCAUAUCCUGUAAUUCUCGUGAUUGUCGGGCUGAUUUGUGGAGUAGUACUUAUAAUUCUUCUGCUCCUGUUGUAUCGCUGCAGGCAGUCAAAGGAUUCAUGCCUUAUCAGGUCAAUCCAGUCUGAAAGCACCAACCAGGACUCGGCCACAAAUCCGGCCGCUCAGCAUCAUGAAUACUCACCUCCCCUGCAGGAUGCAAACCAGUCCCAGUCCCAUGAUGUUACAUAUUCUCUGAUCGAGCUCAAAAACAUCGGAAAGAAAGGGAAGAAACCUGAACCAGACAGCACGAUUUAUUCUGAUGUGAGGUUAGAAACAGAAGAUCCAUCUGUCCUUUAUUCUCAAAUCAGCUGCCAUAAUCCAGGUAAAGCCAAGAAAAACAAAGGAAAGCCAACUCCUGCGAUAACUGAAGAAUCGGUUUACUCUGAAGUCAAACGAGAUCAAUAAAGUUCUGUGUCAACA
Molecule: messenger RNA, 2657 nt
Organism: Labrus bergylta (ballan wrasse)
Lineage: Eukaryota; Metazoa; Chordata; Actinopteri; Labriformes; Labridae
Source: RefSeq, a predicted model, not a curated record